Molecule: messenger RNA, 856 nt
Organism: Phlebotomus papatasi
Lineage: Eukaryota; Metazoa; Arthropoda; Insecta; Diptera; Psychodidae
Product: retinal homeobox protein Rx1
Exons: 2
Coding region: 51-746 (231 amino acids)
Biological process (GO): regulation of transcription by RNA polymerase II
Molecular function (GO): RNA polymerase II transcription regulatory region sequence-specific DNA binding; DNA-binding transcription factor activity, RNA polymerase II-specific
Source: RefSeq, a predicted model, not a curated record
UUCUCAGCCCAGACGGUUGCCCUAGAUUUGCCAAAAGGACCCUUUGGGAGAUGGCUGGACCCUUUCUGUCUCCCCUGCCGAAUGAUCUUCUAACAGAAUACAUGUUCGGAAGACGAAGACAGCGGAGAAAUCGCACAACAUUCACUCCCCAACAGCUUCAGGAGCUGGAGGCUCUUUUUCAAAAGACUCACUAUCCUGAUGUCUUCCUACGCGAGGAGGUGGCUCUCAGAAUCAGCCUCAGCGAAGCCAGAGUUCAGGUUUGGUUUCAAAAUCGCCGAGCAAAGUGGAGAAAACAGGCUCGUCUGCAGCUUCUUCAGGAUGCCUGGCGGAUGCGAUGCCUGAGCUUAGGUACUCCCCCAAUGAUGAUGGGACGUCCUCCUGGAGCGGAAGUCAUUCAUGCCAGUUCCCCGCCCGUGGGAUCAAAUAUUUCAGGACCAGUCAAUGAGAAGCCUCUUCUGGCUCAUCCAGACUCUGCUCCCUGUCCUCCUGCCUCGAAUGGCGUGAGCGAUCCUGGGUUCACUCUCAUGCAUCCGGCUUUUCAGCCACCUACCAGCAAGUCUUCCUCCAACACUACUCAAGAGCAAUCACUGGCCAAGACCCCUCCACGACCUGAGAAGCACGAGGAGUCCCUGAACAAUAACAAUGUGGCAUUCCCAGCUCAAGAAAAUUCCGAAUCAGAUGCUUCGUCGGAAUCUGAGGAGAUCGACUUGACGUCCAAUGGAUGUAUUGAUUACUCGAGGAAGUAGUUCUGAAGCUGUCUGGAACAUCAAUCUCUCACCGGUUGGAGAUUGAGCUUAAAACUCGAUUAUCUUUAGACGUUCUUGCGUGAAAUUGAAAGGAAACUCGUCUCAAUAAA